This is a messenger RNA of Brachypodium distachyon (stiff brome), 1547 nucleotides long. RefSeq lists its product as uncharacterized. Bases 315 to 1244 code for a protein of 309 amino acids. NCBI's taxonomy places the organism in Eukaryota, Viridiplantae, Streptophyta, Magnoliopsida, Poales, Poaceae. The transcript is spliced from 6 exons. Gene Ontology annotation, cellular component: chloroplast. The record is from RefSeq and is a predicted model, not a curated record.
CGCGCGCGGCAGGAACAGGAAGUGCUCCGCGUAGGCCGCGACCAGUAGGCGGCCGCCGGCGGCGUACGAACGACCCCAUCAGAUUACUCCUGCUUUCCGAGAAACUCAUCAGAUACUACCAUCAGAUCGAGUUCGAGGCGCUUUCCACGAAAAUGCACAUUAUCGAUCCGAGUUCGAGGAGAUCGCCAUUGCACCUUCUCUAUAUAAACUCCUACAUCUUCUAAUUAACCCAGCUUCCUAUCCCAGUACGAUCGAUUAAAACCCGCGAUUAAUCACAAAUCACUAAACCCUCGCCGCCGCCGCCGCCGCCUCCGAUGGCCGCCACCCGCCGCCAGCGGAAGCUCCCGCUCCUCCUCGCCCUGCUGCUCGCCGCGGCGGUGCUCACGCAGCCCGCGCUCGCCGCGUCCGGCGGCGCCAUGGGCGGCCGCGUCUCCUCCUCCUCGAGAUCCAAUUCCAAAUCCACCCGCUCCUCCUCCUCCCCUUCUUCCAGAUCGCACUCGAAAUCGUACCACCGCUCGUACCACUACUCGACGAGCCACGUGUCGGUCGUCGACACGCCGCCGGCGCCUCCUAGCGCCGCGGACGACGAGGGCUCGUGCUUCUGCUGGUUGGUGGGCGCCGCCAUCGUCCUCGUCCUGCUGGGGGUCACCGUGUGGCUAUGCUACCACGACUUCACUCAUCCCAGGAUGACCAUCGUUAAGCUCCAGGUUGCGUUGCUGGGGUACGCGGAACCGUUCCAGCAGGAGCUGAACUUCAUUGCUGAGAGCGUGGAUUCUUCUGACCAGCGCCGGUAUAAGUACAUAUUGACGGAGACCAUAUGCUCGUUGAGCCGUCACAGGGAUUGCUGCGUCUCUUCAAGCGUGUCGGUUGAUUUGAUGUAUGAAGAGGAUUCUUGGGAGGACCAUUUUGAUAUCAUUUCUAUCAAGGAAAGGAGCAAAUUUGACGGGGAAACACUGUACAACAUGGAAGGAAUCAGGAGGAAGAAAGACUGCUACAAGAAGAAAAUUGGCUCCAGGAACGAAUUUAUAGUGGUAACCAUCCUAGUCGCUGCUGAUGGAGCACUAGAGUUCCCAGAAAUCACAAGACCCGCAGAUCUGGAAGAAGUAGCGAGAAAGCUCUUCUUUAUACCUGAAGGAGAUAUUCGGGGCAUUCAUGUUUUAUGGACUCCUCAAGAAAAGAACGACGUGCUUACCGAAGAGAAGUUUCUCGCAGAUUAUCCUCAUCUGACGCCCUGUUAUGACUAGGACCACGGUCUAUUCUUGAAUGCCACGGUAUAAAGAUAGCCAGAAGACAAAGUGUAAAAAGGAUAGGAUAGCCCCCCGGCAUUUCGAAAUGACUGUCUUCAAACGAGAUCAUUUAGGGCUAGGCUGCAAAUUUAGUUGUUGCGGCUGGCUGGUAAUUGGUGAAUCUUCUAACUGUUCUGUAUAUGGUUUUAUGCCUAGUCAUCAAUGAAUUCUUACUGAUCAUGGUAUCCAGGUCUCAAAUUGUGUAUGGACACAAUAAUAUGUGCAAUGUACCUUCCUAAUACAGAUUACUCUACUUGUCAA